Molecule: messenger RNA, 868 nt
Organism: Phragmites australis (common reed)
Lineage: Eukaryota; Viridiplantae; Streptophyta; Magnoliopsida; Poales; Poaceae
Exons: 3
Coding region: 66-761 (231 amino acids)
Source: RefSeq, a predicted model, not a curated record
UUCGCCUCUCGACCGUUGCCACAGGGAGCAGAGCAGCGGCCGAACCACUUCCCUUCCCUUCCUUCAUGGCGUCGCCGCCUGGGCCUCCGGCGUGGUCGGUGACCAUGCGCCUGAGGCACCGUAGCGGGCUGGAGAUCCGCGCCGCCGCGGAGAACGUGCUCCCGGGGUGGGGCCGCGGCGGCGAGCGCCUGUCCCUGCUCUUCCGACUCCGCCGCCGCGUCCUCCUCGCCGUCACCUCCCAGUGCGGCACCCGCCCUCCCCCGCCCACUAAGACUGGGGCGCCGCCGUGUGGAUCCAAGAUCCUCCGCUUCCUGCGGAGCAGGUGGGCGCGGGUCACCUCCAUCUGGUGGCGCAAGAAACGCGCCGCCGCCGCAGCCAUGCCGGGCCGCCGGCCUCAGGUGACCCCAUCUCGCUUGUUUUGGCAGAACCGGGCGUCGCCGCGGCAGGUCCAGAGUUGCAGGGCAUGGACGCCCACGGCGGUGGCGACGCCGCAGUUCACCGUCUUCGCCGUCGCCGUCGCCGUCGCCGUGGCUUCCAUAGCGAUGUUUCGCCUAAUGGUGUGCAUCGGGUGCCUUUUGCGCGGUGGACACUGGAACUGGAGAGGAGGCUGCGACGGCGAACCGAUUGUGCGCUGCACAUCAUGGAGGUGCUUCAUGGCGACGAAGGUCUUGGAGUUGUUGGAGCAUCCUCCUCUCUACUGCAACUACAAGUGGCUGCUUGGGCUGCCAAAGCAUGGAUUAAAGUGGCUCUUGAGCAAGUAGAGAUUCACCCAGGUCAGGUGAUGUUAUGAUUGGGGUUUAUAUGUCUCAGAUGAGAAUGGCAAACAUUCGAGGAACAGAUUGGCUAUAGUUACUUCAGUUUGAUCUGA